AUGCAACAACCCACCCAACAUGAAACUAUCAUCUCCGGCCUUGGUAACGAAGAGUUGGAAGAGGAAGGGGAUGAAGAUGACACUGGAAGUGGCACAUAUGAGGACGCCAUCAGCGGUCGCUGGGGAGAAGGCCCUUCGCAUGUCGAUGUUGUUGGAGCUGAGAAUGAUUACAGAAAAUUGAAACGCGAGCUUACAAGACGCUCGUCUAUUUACAGAGUCCAGGCUGGCGAAAAGGCUGAGGCUGCUGGCGACUUUGAUUUAACUGAAUAUCUGCAGGAGGUCGUACCUCGAGCUCAGCAAGCAGGUAUCAAACGUCGCAAUCUCGGUGUUGUUUGGGAAGACCUUGAAGUUCUCGGCGAAGGUGUUGGUGCCCGGCAUAUUACUACGUUCGCUGAUCCCUUUAUUGGCAUUUUCAAUCUGAUUAAUCCGAUAUUCUGGGCGAGGAAGUGUUCCUCACGUGGCUCCAAGCAAUCCAAAAUUAUCACCCGCACCAUCAUUCAUCCUAUGAAUGGCUUUUGCUGUGAUGGGGAGAUGGUGUUGGUCCUCGGCCGUCCUGGCGCUGGAUGUUCUACUUUGCUGCGUGUUCUCGCUAAUGACCGCAAGAAUUACAAAAAAAUCAACGGGGAGGUCACAUACGGGCCUUUCUCUGCGGAGGAGAUCCAGAAGCAUCAUCGUGGGGAGGUUUCGUACAACCAAGAAGAUGAUUUCCAUUACCCUACUUUGACCGUGCGACAGACCCUUGAGAUGGCACUCAAGACAAAAACGCCUUCCAAGCGCCUGCAGCACCACCGCAGAGACUUUGUAAGAGAGCUCCUUGAUGUCCUCACGAAGAUGUUUGGUCUCACUAAGCAAGUCGACACUAUCGUUGGUAACGCCUUCAUCCGAGGUGUUUCAGGAGGAGAGCGCAAGCGUCUUUCCAUUGCUGAACAGAUGGCAACACGAUCUGUUGUCAACAUGUGGGAUGGCUCUACUCGUGGUCUUGAUGCGUCCUCGGCGCUGGAUUACGCCAAAUGUUUGCGUAUCCAAACUAACCUGCUUCGUAAAGCGACAUUCGUCACCAUCUACCAAGCUUCUGAGAACAUCUAUGACCUCUUCGAUAAGACCCUGCUUCUGUACGAGGGUCGAUGCAUUUAUUUCGGUCCUGCCAAUGAGGCUCGUCAGUACUUCAUUGACCUCGGUUUCAAGUGCCCUCCCCGUCAGACUACUGCUGACUUUCUGACUGCAAUUACUGAUCCUAAUGAGCGCCGUCCUCGCCCUGAAUUUUAUGGACGUGUGCCCCGUACGCCCAAAGAAUUUGAGGAUACGUUCAAGGCUUCGCAAUUCUACGCAAUAGCUGAAAGACAGCGCAUUGAAUAUCAGAAUGAAGUCCAUGAAAGGAGCCUUGCCGAGGGUUAUAAAGAAGCGGUCAAGCAAACCAAGCAGAAGCAUGUUUCAGUCCACACUCCUUAUACGAUCAACUUUGUUAGUCAAGUCAAAGCUUUGACCGUGCGCCAAUACCAGCUUACUAUGGGAGACUUGACCUCCGUAUUUUCUCGCUAUGCAUCCAAUGUUAUCAAAGCCAUCAUUGUCGGAAGUGUCUUCUUCCUCUUGCCUUUGUCUGCUAACGGUGCCUUCACCCGUGGAGGUGUUUUGUUUUUUGCUCUACUCUUCAACGCCUUGAUCUCCCAAGCCGAGCUCCCCACGGCACUGCAGGGGCGCCCAAUUCUGUACAAACAUAAGGGUUUCGCGAUGUACCGACCAUCAGCUUUUGUGAUUGCGCAGGUUUGCAUCGAUAUCCCUCUUGUGCUUCUCCAGAUCCUGCUGUUCUCCGUCGUGCUAUAUUUCAUGUCUGGGCUACAAAGGACGUUUGUCAAAUGGUUGUUAUUCUGUAUCAUUUUGUUUCUCUGCGCAAUGUGCAUGACAGCAUUCUUCCGGAUGUGGGCUGCUAUGUCUGCGACGUUCAAUGCCGCUUCACGUAAUUCGGGCUUGAUUCUCUUGGCUCUAGUUCUGUACUGUGGAUACCUGAUUCCUUACCAAUCUAUGCACCCAUGGUUCAUCUGGAUCUUUUGGAUCAACCCGCUCUCAUAUGCCUUCAAGGCCUUGAUAUCUAACGAAAUGAAAGGCUUGAAAUUUAAUUGCGCCGGCCCAGCCAUGGUUCCCAGUGGCCCUAGUUAUAAUGACAUCAACUAUCAAGUUUGCACACUCGCUGGCUCCAAACCCGGCACUACUGUUGUUGAUGGUUCUGAUUACCUUUACGCCUCUUAUCGCUACAAGACCUCCGAGAUGGGUCUUGAUAUCCUUGCCGUUAUUUUGUUUUGGCUUCUGUUUGUUUCUAUCACCUGCUGGGCCAUGGAGAAAAUUGAAUUCGGGAAGGGUGGCUUCAGUACUAAUAUUUACAAGAAGGGUACUCAUUUGAACAGCGGCAAAGCCCAUAGUGAUAAGGCCAGUUCCGCCCUCGAGAUCAAGGACAUGGCUAAAGGAUCAACAUUUACAUGGGAGAACCUUGAUUAUGUUGUCCCGUACAAGUUCGACCCCUCAGGACAAAAACAGUUGCUCUGCAACGUUGCUGGCCUUGUCAAGCCUGGAACCAUGACCGCCCUUAUGGGUUCUUCAGGAGCAGGAAAGACUACACUUUUGGAUGUACUUGCUCAACGCAAGAACAUCGGCACUGUUACUGGAGACGUUGAGGUGAAUGGUGAGCCCCUUCGCCGCGACUUUCAGCGUACGACUGGCUACUGUGAGCAGCUCGAUGUGCACAUUCCUGAGUCUACUGUGCGCGAGGCACUUCAAUUUUCUGCAUAUCUGCGCCAGCCCGCUAAUGUGUCUAUAGCUGAGAAAGAUGCCUACGUCGAAGAAAUCAUCAAAAUCCUUGAGAUGGAAAGCAUUGCUGACGCCAUCAUCGGUACUACUGAGUCCGGUCUUGGUAUUUCUGUUGAGGAGCGAAAGCGCUUGACUAUUGGUGUGGAAUUGGUCGCUAAACCGGAGCUGCUCUUCUUGGACGAGCCCACCUCUGGUUUGGAUGCUCAAGCCUCAUACAACAUCAUGCGUUUCAUGCGCAAGCUGACAGACCAGGGUCAAGCCAUUCUUUGUACCAUUCAUCAACCUUCAUCGCAGCUAUUCGCGUUCUUUGAUGACUUGCUUCUGUUAGCUAAAGGCGGAAAGACUGUCUUCUUUGGCCACCUUGGUCAGGAUUCGGAGCUUCUGAUCAAGUACUUUGAAAAGAACGGUGCUCCUAAGUGUGCUUCCGAUGCUAAUCCUGCAGAAUACAUUCUCGAUGUCGUCAACGCUCGUCACGCUGGCCUCAAUUGGCCCGAAAUCUGGGAAGCUUCUCCUGAGAAGCAGGAGCUUUUGGCUGGCAUCAAGGCUACUCGAAAGCAUAACAAGCAUGAUGAUACUCUCGAGUACGCAUCGGAUACUAAGACUCAGUUCAAGUAUGUCUUUAAGCGCAUGCAACGAACUUACUGGCGUCUACCCCAGUACAACUUUGGUCGUAUUUUCAUGAUGAUUGUUUUUGCGCUGUUGAACGGGUUCUCGUUCUUCCGCUUGGGUACGUCCAAGGUUGAUCUGCAGUCUCGUGUCUUUGUCAUUUUCCAGAUUAUGGUCAUGACAGCUCUGCUUGUUAACAUGGUUGAGCCCCGAUUUCAUAUGGAACGCCAGUGGUUCUACCGUGAAUUGGCCGGCAAAUACUAUGGCUGGAAGGCCUUCGCUUUCUCUAUUCUCCUUGUUGAAAUACCCUACGUCUUAUUAUCAGCUACGAUUUUUUUCUUGGUCUUCUACUGGACAGUUGGAUUUGUAACAGAUUCGCUCUUGACGUUCUACACAUGGCUGCUCAUAAUUGUGUUCUGUUUAUUCGCUAUUACACUUGGACAAGCUAUUGCAGCGUUUACGCCCACGACAACUGUUGCCGCACUCCUGAAUCCAUUCAUUUUCAGUACUCUCAACCUUUUCUGUGGUGUCAUGAUGCCUUUUGGAAGCAUGCCUCGGUUCUGGUCUUCUUGGAUGUACUGGCUCGACCCUUAUCACUAUGUGAUUGAGGGACUAGUUACUGUGCAGCUGAAUGGUGUGCGCGUUGAAUGUAAGAAUGAUGAAUACUCGGUCUUUAACACACCAUCAGGCCAGGCAUGUAGCCAAUAUGCUGCCGCAUUCAUGAAGACUGCAACUGGAUAUAUUAACAACCCUGAUGCUACGUCCAACUGCCAGUAUUGUCAGUACAGCAAGGGUGAGGAUUUUUACCAUGGCCUUAACAUGGAUUACGGGCAUCGUUGGAGAAAUUUGGGUAUUAUGUGUAUCUAUCUUGUAUUUAAUAUUAUUAUGGUUAUUAUUGGUGUUCGCUUCGUAAGAUGGAACCGUCGAUAA
This is a messenger RNA of Lobosporangium transversale, 4335 nucleotides long. Its product is annotated as ABC-2 type transporter-domain-containing protein. Gene Ontology annotation, cellular component: membrane. Gene Ontology annotation, molecular function: ATP hydrolysis activity; ATP binding; ABC-type transporter activity. The record is from RefSeq and is a predicted model, not a curated record. The transcript is spliced from 11 exons. Lineage: Eukaryota; Fungi; Mortierellomycota; Mortierellomycetes; Mortierellales; Mortierellaceae. The coding region runs from base 1 to 4335 and encodes 1444 amino acids. Gene Ontology annotation, biological process: transmembrane transport.